GACGGCCGGGGCUUCAGCAUCGGGGAGCUGGUGUUCGGGAAGCUGCGAGGGUUCUCCUGGUGGCCCGGCAGGAUCGUCUCCUGGUGGAUGAGCGGCAGGAGCCGAGCUGCAGACGGGACACGCUGGGUCAUGUGGUUUGGAGACGGGAAGUUCUCUGUAGUUUGUGUGGAGAAGCUGAUGCCUCUGAGCUCGUUCUCCUCUGCCUUCCACCAGCCCACGUACAACAAACAGUCCAUGUACAGGAAGGCCAUCUUUGAGGCUCUGCAGGUGGCCAGUGUGAGGGCAGGGAGACCUGUUCCUGCUUGUGAUGCCAGUGAUGAUGCUGAAGCUGUGGACAUCCAGACCCGACAGAUGAUAGAGUGGGCCAUGACCGGCUUCCUGCCUAAUGGCCCACAAUCACUGGACCCUCCAGAAG
Molecule: messenger RNA, 415 nt
Organism: Austrofundulus limnaeus
Lineage: Eukaryota; Metazoa; Chordata; Actinopteri; Cyprinodontiformes; Rivulidae
Product: DNA (cytosine-5)-methyltransferase 3A
Biological process (GO): negative regulation of DNA-templated transcription
Cellular component (GO): cytoplasm; nucleus
Source: RefSeq, a predicted model, not a curated record